Schistosoma turkestanicum is the source of this 3708-nucleotide messenger RNA. The record is from the annotation of a GenBank genome assembly. Lineage: Eukaryota; Metazoa; Platyhelminthes; Trematoda; Strigeidida; Schistosomatidae.
UUCAUAAACAAAUAUCUGCUAAACCAUCCAAUCAUGUGUCUUUCAAUCUACACAAUUCUCAAGAAGCUACGGCUGAACAUGAUUUAAGUAGUCUACUUAGAGAACUUGAAGUGGUUGAAGAGAAAAUGAAAGAAUUAGAACAGGAAAAUAAUCAGUUCACUCGACGUUACAGUUUAGCUUCAUCCUCCAAUGGAAAACAUCCGACAUGUCCUGUUUCUGAAAAGUCUACAGUAGAAACUUCAAACUCACCAGUAAUGGUUAAUGAUCCACCUGCAAUUUCUUUACCGGUUCCUGAGAGAAAAGAAAAUUCAAAUAAAACUAAUGGUUUUAUUUGUGCCGAAUGGGCAGCUAAUUUAAAUCAUGAUGAAUAUGAUCAUACUACUACUACUAAUAAUAAUAAUACUAAUACUAAUAAUAACAGUAGAUUUUUAAAAAAAGAUUCUUCACCUUCACCACCUCCUCCACCGCCUGCAUUUCUUGGAGCUGGUGAUGCAUGUGCAAGUCCUACUAAUUCUCCAACUAGUUUUUCAUAUUCCCCAAAUUCACGUCUAACGCAACAAUCACAUGGUGUUAUUUCACAAAUAACAACACAACAAUCACCACAACGAAAUCUACCUAGAAAUGAUGGAUCAUGGUCAGGAAUGAAUGUAAACAAUCUGAUGAAUGGAACAAAACCACAUCAUUUAAAUUCAUUUGAUGGUGGUUUAAAUGACAAGGAUAAAGAAACGAUUCAGUCACAGAGAACAUGCCAUCUACCAGUUUAUAAUUCUCAGUCAUAUCAAAAUUUCGAUACACAAAAACAACUUAUUAAUGAACUUAGAGGAUUAUAUCGAAACUCAAGUACAAAAACGCAACCAAAAUAUUCUUUACAACCGAAUAUUGGAAAACAAAUACACUAUCCAGAUACUUCUCCUAGUUCAUCUCCUCCACCAAAUUACCGGGCAAAUUCAAACUCCUACAUCCCUACACCGAUAUCUGAUCAACAUGAAAUCAAUAAGACCAAUAAUAAUAAUAACAAUUCAUACGUUUGCUCUCAGCGUUCGGAUGUUUACCGUUCAUAUGGAUCUUUAACAACUAACCAGGGCACAAAUAAUUCCGACCCAGGAAUAAUGCAAGAUCAUGAUUGUGAAGAAAAUAUUACAGUCGAUGGAACUGGCUGUUGGACACCAGACCAAGUUUUUACACGACGUGAUUGCCUUAAAGCGAAUUCAUUGGCUGCAAGGGGUGGUAGUGAUGGAUUGUCAAAUUCAAUGAGUCCAGAAAGUUCAUUAUCAGAUAAAUCAGGUUCAGAAGCUAAUGAACUAAACCGUCUUCAAAUGUCAGACAGUUCUGAAGGCAAUCAAGCUAACAAAUUGGUAGUACGUGUAUUUCGUCCUGAUAAAACAACUAAAGCAAUAUUAAUUGAACAUCAAAUGACCGCUGGUGAAGUGGCUAAUAUGAUGAUUGAAAAGAAUUUCUUACAACCUACAGUGCAUUUAGCUUUGGUGGAAAAAGUUCCAGCUUUAAAAAUAGAACGAGUUUUUGAAGAGCAUGAUAUUGUGUCGGAUUGUAUUUUGGCUUGGCCAACAAAAAGUCAAAAUAUGAUCUUUUUCGAAGAACGAUUGGAUCACUUUGGUCUGGUUGAAUCGCCUGAUUAUUGGAUUGGUGAAGAGACCACUACAAAACAAGCUUUUCGUAGUGCAGAGGCUAUUCAGACUAUGUUGAACAAUAUAGAUACGAGCGGUUUUCCGGAAUGGCGGGAUUACUUGUUUAUACGUAAACCUGGUGAUAAGUCAUGGUCACGUCGUCUAUGUGUUUUAAGAAGUUCCGGUUUAUACAUUUCAAACAAGAAUAAGAAGUCCUUCUCAUCUACAGAUCUGAUUCGUAUCCUAGUCCUGGAUGGAACUUUAAAACUUUAUACAACUACUGGAGGUUGGUCACGGAUGCGUGCACCUACACCACACGGUUUUGCUUUUAAGCCUUAUUCUGCACAAGAUCCUUCAUCUACACAUGUGUUUUGCUUUUGUGCAACGGAUGAGAAAGCAUUACGUCAUUGGAUUAGUCGAUUGCGUAUUGCUAAAUACGGAAGACAACUACUAACCGAUUAUCACAUGGCACUUAGUCGAGUUCACCAACUGAUUAGUCUACGCAAUCAACUAAGUAUUAACUCCCAACGAUCAAGUAAUAAUAUGAUCAAUUUGAAUUUACAGCCGAAAUCAUCGUUUGAUUAUCUUUCACAAUCGUCAUCAUCAAUACAUGCUCCAACAGCCAGUUCUACACGAAGUCUUCUAACCGCUAGUUCUUCUCCAUCCGUUUUCCCACGAGGUGAUCCACGCCACUCAGAAAAUCAACAUCAACAGCAAUAUUCAUGUAGCAGACAAUCACUACAUCCAAAUUUCACGUCAUCUUAUUCACCACGUCCUGUGUCCCCGUUAAGUAUGAGAGCAAGAGCAAUAUCGAAUUCUGAGCAUCCUUGCCUUAUAAACUUUCAUAAUUCUUCAGGACAAUUAAAAAAUCAAGACAAAUUUCCUUCAAGUAUACAUCAUCAAUCAGAUAGAUAUAAAUGAUUGACAUAUUUCAGUUGUUCUAUCAGUUAAGUUUUGCAAGAUUUUUAGAUUUAAACAAUCACAGAACCGUAACAUCAGAUGCAUAAUUUAAAUAGAAGUCAUAUUUUUCAACUGAAACCAGAAAAUCGAACACAAAUAGUCCUUUAAAAAAAAAUCCUUUUGUAUUGGCUAUAAAAUAGUCAGCAUGAACAAAUUUCUACUUUUCUUUACGAGAUUCUUUCUUCCAUUAUUUGUUCAUAAAUUGUUUUACAAAUAUGAUCAUUCUUGUUUGCUACCAAUAAUGAUAAUUAUCCAGACGAACAUUUAAACAAAUUUCAGUACUAGAGUAUUCUUUUUGAGAUGUAAGAGAACUCGACAUAUUUCUAUCCUAUUAUACAUGAUAUUGGUCCUUUCUUUCUAUACAUACGCAAAUUCCCUGGUCAAUAACAGUAUUAUAAUUAUUUGAUUACUGCAUAUUUACUCCUGGUGAGAGAAUCUAACUGAAACUAUGGAAGCCUCGGGUAUUUUCUAUCUCAUAUAUAUAUAUAUACAUAUAUUCUUACAUAAAUUGGACAAAACACGAAAAAUUGGCGCCGAUUUGUUUAAACUACUUUUUUCCUACUGGAAUACGAGUUGACCUUUCAAUUAUAGAUAUUUUCUCUCAUUCUGGAUUACUACCAGAUUGUAAUACUGUAUCAUCAGUUUGCAUAUAUAUAUAUAUAUAUAUAUAUAUAUAUAUAUAUAUAUAUAUAUAUAUUUCUUUUUAACUUUACUGAUUACUGCUGAGAUGUGAUUUCAGCUGUAUAUUUAAAAUCCAAUGAUAAUUAACUAAUAUUAAUAGUGUUUCAUUUGGGAAAGGGACAAUUAUUUGAUUAUAAACAUGUAAAAACUUAAUAUUUCACCAAAGUGUACAACAUAAAUCAAUCAAAAAUGAUAUUGUGAUUCAUAUUACUAUGAUUGUUAUUAUUGCCUCUAUUUCUUUCCAUCAGGUUCAUUAUUAAUUCACAGAUAUAUAAAGUGAAUAAAUGUAAUUCACAAAGAGUAAGACUGAUCAGCUUUUUUUUUUCAACAAACAAACCAUCUUUCUCAUCUAAACAUUGUCUAUUUAGCUUUCUUUUUUGUUAUGUACAGCCUCAUUAUUCAAAAAUGAACACAAACAAAUAAAUUAAUUUUCUAAUAAGAA